Messenger RNA from Mercurialis annua (annual mercury), 1771 nucleotides. RefSeq names its product F-box protein At3g07870-like. Lineage: Eukaryota; Viridiplantae; Streptophyta; Magnoliopsida; Malpighiales; Euphorbiaceae. The transcript has 3 exons. Gene Ontology annotation, molecular function: protein binding. Bases 139 to 1521 code for a protein of 460 amino acids. The record is from RefSeq and is a predicted model, not a curated record.
AAGAUGAUCCUUUGUUAUAUUUCUAAUCUCUGCCCGAAAACAAUUUCAAACUUCUACUAACCCUAGCAUUUGUCUGCUACCCACCAGCAACUAAAACCCUCCAUUUCUGCAACCAAAACCCUCUCCAUUGCAGCAAUAAUGUCAGCUCAACUUCCACAAGAAAUAACCAUCCAAAUCCUAAUUCGACUACCCAUUCCCUCCAUCGUACAAUGCAUGUGCGUCUGCAAGAACUGGUGUUCUCUAAUCACCAGUCCCAACUUCAUCUCCACACGCCUCUAUUUCACCCUUUCAAACCCUAACCCGCCUCUCUUCAUCAGACACUACACUGAAUCCCCCAAAACUGAACAUUUUUCUCUUCAACGUCACACUCCGUCUUUCCAAAAAUACCAAACUCUCCCUUCCCCAUUUCACCCCAGUAAAAAAUUGUAUCACCGCAUUGUGGGUUCUGUCCAUGGCUUACUCUGUCUCUCUGACGAUAUUUUUGGCUACACUUACAAGGUUCGUAUCUGGAACCCUUUGGUUAAGCGUUAUCUUGAGUUGCCAAAGCCAAAUGUCACUUUUAGCCAAGUGGGUCCUUACAUGUUUGUUCUGGGUUUCGGGUUUGAUUCGAAAAGUAAUGAUUUUAAGGUUGUGAGAAUGGUUUACGUACAAUGUGAUGAUGGAGAUGAAAUCCCACCAAUUGUUGAAGUUUUCGCAGUGAAAGAACGUGUUUGGAGAAAAGUUGGUGCUAAGAAUGUGAAAUCUUGCUGUGUUGAGCGUGUUUGGUCUCAGUGUUUCUUGAAUGGGUUCAUUCAUUGGCUUUCAUAUGAUAAAACUGUUGAAGAGGUUGAAGAUGGGAGGAGGGUUAUUAUUGGGAAUUUGAUUCUGUUGUUUAAUGUGAGUGAUGAGAGUUUCAGUACAAUGGAGUUGCCAGAUGACUUGGCAAAAGUGAAUCCGUUAACUAUGUUUGUUUCGGUUAUAAAGGGUUCACUUUCUGUACUUAAGUAUGCUUAUGCUGGAGAAAGAAAAGAUGGGACUGUUGAGAAUUGUGAAAUAUGGGUUCAAAAAGAGUAUGGCGUGAAGGAUUCUUGGAGUAAGAUGUAUAAAGUUGAAGCAGAAAAAGGUUUUGAAUUGGUUUUGGGAUUGAGGGAAAAUGGAGAAUUUUUGUUGGCAAAGAAUACUUAUAAGACUGAGGAGGAAGGGGAGUUGGUUUCUUAUGAUGAUAAGAGUAAACGGGUUAAUGGCCUUGGACUGUAUGGUUUUUCUGAUGCUUUUUAUGCAGGUGCUUAUACGGAGAGUCUACAUUUGCUUGAGAAAGAUAGUGGUGCAGUUUCUUAUGAAGACCCCGUGGAGACCAAUGCUACUGAGAGGUCUGCGAAUUCUGAACCACAACAGUCAUCUGGAACUGGCCUCUCAUUUAUUGAAUUACUCGUUCGUUCACUUGGAUUAAAUGGGGAAGAGGGUAAUCGGCUCGCAAAAGAUGAACUGAACAAAUUCAAAUAUCUGAGUUACAGUCAUCAAAUGGAGAAGUUUCGGCAUUAAUCUUUGCAAGUUGUGAAGGCGGAAUUAGAUUCUGGAGACCUGUGAUGCUGUCUUUUGGAGAGUGGUAGAGAGGGAAAUUAACUUAUUUUGAUAAUUAAGAGACUUUAGAAAAAUAGUAUAAAGAAGUUGUAAUUAUUCAACAAGCAUGAGCGGAACUCGGAACUCGGAAAUCAGAACUCAAAACUCGAACUCUGUUCCUUGUUAAUAGCAACAUUGGUGAUUAUGCAGUAGCUGUAGAUAACCUUAUUGA